CUCAAGGGAAGGUAAUUGUCAACAAUUCAACAAGCUUUUGGUGUAGUUUGUCACAGUGUUUUAAAGAAUGAACAUUUCGAUGCACUCAUCUGUUUAAUAUUGCUUCUGUGUAUUCAUAAAAUUAUUUAUAUUUAAUAUGUCUGACUCUGAGGAAAACAAUAUUAUAAAGAUAAAGAAACCUAAGUCUAGAAAUGGUAAAUCAUUUCGGAGAAAAAAUUUAACUGCAGAUGAAAGUUUUGGGGAUGAUGGUGAAGAUGAACUAAUUAAAGAAAAACUUGAAGAAAUGAAAACCAUACAAAAGCUUAGAGAUCGACCUCAUGGUGUAAGCGUGCUUACAUUGACACUUGGUGAAAAAGUAUCCAGGGAUGAAGAAAUUUUAAUUAGUGACCCUUUUAAAAUCAAAAGUGGAGGACUCAUAAAUAUGGCCUCAUUAAAAAGUGGUAAAGUUAAAGCAGAAGAUGAUGCAUAUGACACUGGCAUAGGUACCCAGUUUUCAGCUGAAACUAAUAAACGUGAUGAAGAUGAUGAAAUGAUGAAAUACAUUGAGGUUGAGCUAUCUAAGAGGAAAGGAAAACAGGAUGAUGACGACAAUGAAUCAAAAAAUAAAUAUUGUUCCCCAGAGGAAGCUGCACUUCUUGCCGUGCCCUCUCAUCUUACAACUUCUUCAUCACUAAGAUCAGAAGAGAUGUUGUCCAAUCAGAUGCUCAGUGGUAUUCCAGAAGUUGAUCUUGGCAUAGAAGCUAAAAUUAAAAAUAUUGAAGCUACUGAAGAAGCUAAAUUGAAAUUAUUGUGGGAAAAACACAAUAAAAAAGAUGGACCAUCACAAUUCGUUCCAACAAAUAUGGCUGUUAAUUUUGUGCAGCAUAACAGAUUUAACAUUGAAGAUCAGGGGCAGGCAAAUAAGAGACCUCAAGUUCCUGAAAAUAAACUUCCUCCUGUAAAUAAAGAUUUAAAAGGAACAAAAAGGAACAGAGGAGGAGUUGAAAAAGCCACAGAUGAUUAUCACUUUGAGAAAUUUAAGAAACAAUAUAAAAGAUUUUAAUUAUAGACAAGUUUCUUUUUAUUUAUUUGUUUGUAUAUAAACUAAUUUGAUUUGUUAUAUUAUUUUUUUUUUGUACUCACCCUUCUUAUAAAUACAUA
Molecule: messenger RNA, 1140 nt
Organism: Nezara viridula (southern green stink bug)
Lineage: Eukaryota; Metazoa; Arthropoda; Insecta; Hemiptera; Pentatomidae
Source: the annotation of a GenBank genome assembly